This is a messenger RNA of Aspergillus tanneri, 531 nucleotides long. It is a transcript of the gene CBC2, whose product is annotated as nuclear cap-binding protein subunit CBC2. Gene Ontology annotation, molecular function: RNA cap binding. The record is from RefSeq and is a predicted model, not a curated record. Gene Ontology annotation, cellular component: nuclear cap binding complex. NCBI's taxonomy places the organism in Eukaryota, Fungi, Ascomycota, Eurotiomycetes, Eurotiales, Aspergillaceae. The coding region runs from base 1 to 531 and encodes 176 amino acids. The transcript has 5 exons. Gene Ontology annotation, biological process: mRNA cis splicing, via spliceosome.
AUGAGCACGUUAGUCUACAACACAGUCGAUAGGCUGGACCGGCCCAGCGCCUACUAUGUUGGAAAGAAUAAAAGGCGCAAGUUCAACCAGGAUGAAGCAGAAGAACCAGAAGAUCCAUCAGUCAAGCUCAGAAAUGCCACAACUCUCUACGUUGGUAAUCUCUCUUUUUAUACCACAGAGGAGCAGAUACAUGAGCUUUUCUCAAAAUGUGGCGAGAUUAAACGGCUUGUGAUGGGACUCGAUCGAUUUAACAAGACGCCGUGCGGAUUUUGCUUUGUGGAGUAUUAUACUCACCAGGAUGCGCUAGACUGCUUGAAAUAUAUUGGAGGAACCAAGCUUGAUGAGAGAAUUAUCCGCACAGAUCUUGAUCCGGGGUUUGAGGAAGGACGGCAGUAUGGUCGCGGUAAAUCCGGCGGUCAGGUUCGCGAUGAAUACAGAGAAGAAUAUGACCCGGGUCGUGGAGGUUAUGGCCGAGCAUACGCCGAUGAGCAACGACAACGGGAAGAAGAGGAGUACGGUGCAGGUAGGUGA